Molecule: messenger RNA, 1180 nt
Organism: Tetranychus urticae (two-spotted spider mite)
Lineage: Eukaryota; Metazoa; Arthropoda; Arachnida; Trombidiformes; Tetranychidae
Product: DNA sliding clamp PCNA
Biological process (GO): regulation of DNA replication; leading strand elongation; translesion synthesis
Cellular component (GO): PCNA complex
Molecular function (GO): DNA binding; DNA polymerase processivity factor activity
Source: RefSeq, a predicted model, not a curated record
GUGACAAUAACUUUAUUUACGCUGUUUCUUUGGCGCGAUUUGAGCUAGUUUUACUCAUCAUCUUCAUCAGUGAUCACUCUUAAAUUCACCUUAAUCACCUCAGUAUUAACCUCUACUUCCCCUGUUUUUAAAAUUUUAUUUGUCAAUAAUCCACACUUUGUAUAAAACAUAAAUUUACCAAAAUGUUUGAAGCUCGUAUGGUACGUGGUUUUAUUAUUAAAAGAAUUCUUGAGGCUAUAAAAGAUUUGGUCUCUGAAGCAUCAUGGGAUUGUUCGACCUCAGGAAUGUCUCUUCAAGCCAUGGACACUUCUCAUGUCUCCUUAGUCUCUGUUUCAUUAAAAGCUGACGGUUUUGAUAAAUACAGAUGUGAUCGAAAUUUAACCCUUGGAAUGAAUUUGGCUAGUUUGGCUCAAAUUGUUAAAGCUGCUGGUAAUGAUGAUGUUAUCACUAUUAAAGCUCCAGAUGAUGCCGAUAAAAUUACUCUUAUUUUUGAACCUAAAAGUGAAACGGAAACCUGGGAAUAUGAGAUAAAAUUGAUGAACCUCGAUUCUGAAUACCUUGGUAUCCCGGAAACUGAUUACAGCGUAAAAAUCAAUUUACCUUCUCAUAAAUUCCAAAGAAUUUGCCGCGAUCUCUCUCAAAUUGGAGACUCAGUUACUAUUUCAGCAGCUAAAGAUGGAGUUAGAUUCUCAACUACAGGAGAUUUGGGUUCCGGAAAUGUUAAACUGAAUCAAACCGCAUCUGCUGAUAAACCUGAUGAGGCUGUUACAAUCAAAAUUGAAGAGCCCAUCAUUCUUUCAUUCGCUCUAAAGUACCUCAAUCAUUUUGCCCGCGCAACUGCUCUCUCUCCUCAAGUUUCUCUUUCAUUGUCAAAAGAUGUUCCUCUAGUCGUUGAAUACGUUAUUCACGAUGAUGAUGAUGAUGAGAUUGGUUACAUCAGAUACUACUUGGCGCCAAAGAUUGAGGAAGGAGAAGAAUAAUCAUGGCUACCGAUAAAGAACAAUUGCACCGCUAGGCAACUCAAAAAGAAAUCAGACAAAUUUCUAGAGUCUAUUCAAUAUUUUUUAUUAUCUUGAGAAAAACAAAUUGAUUAACCAAGUUUUUCUCACCAGCAUUUAACAGAUAUGUGUUGAUCAAAUUGCCAAAAUAAUUAUGAAUAAAAAGCAACUUUGGUAAUGUA